CUCUGCAGCAGAGUCGCAAGAAAGAGCCUUGAGAUAAACUGAACCAAAUCCCUUUCCUUUACCUUCACGCGUCCAUUAAAUCCCUUUUUCUCUUUCUCUCUCUACAUGCAUUUAUAGUCUACAGUCCCUCAAAUCUCUCCCAUUCCCUCUUUCUUCUUUCACUUUCCACUUACCCAAAAAACAGAGUGAAAAAAACAGGGCAACAACAAAAACAGAACAACCCAUUAGAGAAGAAGAAGAAAAAAAAACAGAGUGAGUUUGAUGGGUUCUUGCAAAGACCAAGAAGACGAUCAUCAUGAACAAGAACAAGAAGAACCGAAAUGCGUUUGGGUUCAUGGGCCUAUCAUUGUAGGUGCAGGCCCAUCAGGAUUAGCCGCCGCCGCUUGUCUUUCACAGAAUCAAAUCCCUUCACUCAUUCUUGAAAAAUCCGAUUGUAUUGCUUCUCUUUGGCAGUAUCGAACUUACGAUCGUCUCAAACUCCAUCUCCCCAAGCAAUUUUGUGAGCUUCCUCUCAUGGGUUUCCCUGAAAAUUUCCCCAAAUACCCUUCUAAAGAUCAGUUCAUUUCUUACAUGGAAUCUUACGCUUCUCAUUUCUCCAUCCAUCCCCGCUUCAAUCAGACCGUUCUUGCCGCUGAAUUCGACUCGGUUUCCGGGUUUUGGAAGGUCUCCACUCAGGAUUCCCAGUACAUUUCGCGAUGGAUCGUCGUCGCUACAGGGGAAAAUGCAGAGCCGGUUGUUCCAGAGAUUUUGGGGAUUGAGCGGUUUACUCGAACCGUUGUUCAUACUAGUAUGUAUAAAUCCGGUUCGGAAUUUAAAAACCAACGGGUUCUGGUCGUAGGUUGUGGGAAUUCCGGUAUGGAAGUUAGUUUAGACCUCUGCAGACAAAAUGCCAUUCCUCAUAUGGUUGUUAGAAACACCGUUCACGUGUUACCGCGAGAAAUGUUCGGAUUCUCGACAUUUGGAAUAGCCAUGGGGCUGAUGAAAUGGCUACCUCUAAGACUGGUGGAUAAGAUUCUUCUUUUAGUAGCCAACUUAACUUUAGGCAAUACUGAUCAUUUGGGUCUCCGACGACCGAAAACGGGUCCAAUCGAGCUCAAAAAUGCGACGGGAAAGACUCCGGUUCUCGACGUUGGAGCCUUAUCCCAAAUUAGAUCAGGGAAGAUCAAGGUGAUGGAAGGGGUAAAAGAGAUAACAAGAAAUGGAGCGAAGUUCAUAGAUGGACAAGAGAAAGAGUUUGAUUCAAUAAUCUUAGCGACCGGGUACAGAAGUAAUGUGCCAAGUUGGCUCAAGCAGGGGUGUGAUUUUUUCACAAAAGAUGGAAUGCCGAAAACCCCAUUUCCGAACGGGUGGAAAGGCGAGAGAGGGUUGUACACGGUCGGGUUUACUCGGAGAGGGCUACUUGGUACCGCAUCGGACGCUAUGAAAAUCGCAAAUGACAUUACCGAGCAAUGGCGGAUGGCCGGGAAUAAGGAUGGCAAGAAUUCUUCUUCUUACGUGAUAUUCCUUAAAGAAACUAAACGAAAAUGAAAGGUUGAAAUUGUCGGGAAGGGAAAAAAUCCAAAAGAAAACUUUGGAGAUAGGCUUUUGUGGAGGGAUUGGAUUAAUUAGUAACAUGAGAAGGGGUAAAUUAGUCAUUAUCCCAUCUAACCAAAGGGCUUUGUAAUUUUCUCUUUCUUCUUUUUGGGGUUGAUUUGUAAAUGCAUCAAUUUUG
Benincasa hispida (wax gourd) is the source of this 1711-nucleotide messenger RNA. RefSeq names its product putative indole-3-pyruvate monooxygenase YUCCA4. Gene Ontology annotation, biological process: auxin biosynthetic process. Lineage: Eukaryota; Viridiplantae; Streptophyta; Magnoliopsida; Cucurbitales; Cucurbitaceae. The record is from RefSeq and is a predicted model, not a curated record. Gene Ontology annotation, cellular component: endoplasmic reticulum membrane. Gene Ontology annotation, molecular function: flavin adenine dinucleotide binding; monooxygenase activity.